Dracunculus medinensis (Guinea worm) is the source of this 1200-nucleotide messenger RNA. Lineage: Eukaryota; Metazoa; Nematoda; Chromadorea; Rhabditida; Dracunculidae. The record is from the annotation of a GenBank genome assembly.
AUGAAUAGUGAACAAAUACAAAACUGGUUAGCUGAGUUAAAUGAGCGAUAUAAAAUUGAUGAAAAAACACUUCAAGAUAUCAGCAAAAAGCACGAUUUACUAAAUCAUGAAACAGAAAAAACAAAUUUCCUUAUAAAUUAUCUUCAUUGUAAUUAUACGGAUAUUGAUCUUACACAACCAAUAAUUGCAUGUCUUCUUGCGUCGUACUAUAAAGGAGGUAUUUUACGGUAUUUUACCUUGCAAUGUAUACCUUCAUUAGUCCAUAUUUAUCUAUUAGCAUUAGCGAAACGACAACAGCGAUCGAUUUCGAUGCUUAACACAUUUCUUGUUGCUGUUUAUAAUGAAGAAAUAUUAGCUGGUGGAUCAGGCUCGUCAUCUCCAUCUAAAAGAAUUGAAGAGGUACGUAUUCCAUCAAUACGUUAUCCAAGUGUAUAUCAUGAUCCAAAGAAGUUAAAUAUUAUUCCUGAUUUGCCGCAAAUGAGGACCGCAGCUUCUUAUAGUGAGGUUAAUAAAUAUUUGUUUUUACAUAUUGGACCUUAUCCUUCAUUUAUAGAAAUAAAUGCGCUUAACAGGCAAAUGAUUUUAACUCGAUUAUUAAAAUCCGUAAACAAUUAUCUUUGUCAGUAUUCUCGGGAUUUUUUUUGUCGUUGCUUGUGUAUCAGCGCGGUCGCUAUUUGCCAAAGUGGUUUUAAUUUUCAUCAAAGCGAACUAUGUCUGCAUUUUUUUGGAAGAGACUUAUCGAAUGAGUUGUCGAAUGAUUUUUCCAGAAAAUCGAGGUUAAAAGUAUCAUCACAGCUGUUAUUAGAAAUAUUGAAUGGUAUUAAUUUUGCUAUGUUCAGUGGCAUUCCUGAACUAGCGAUGUGUGCAGUGGAUGCUAUUCAUCAACGAUCAGUUUACGAGCUUUAUGCGGAUGUUAUCUUAGUCACGAAUAGUAUUCGUAAUUCAUUGCUGGAGAGUAAUUUACAAAAGAGUAAUAUGUUUCUCAAAAUUGUGGGUCCAAUAGCAACACAAUCAGCAUUGGAAAAGCGAAAAGUAAGCGAUGCUUUUACGAAUGCAUCAUUUCGCGUCAAAAGAAUGCCUGAAGAUCUCUCUCCUGUUGAGUCGAACUAUAAUAUGGCAAACAAAAAGCAUACUUUUACCAACGGUGAAUUUUUUUUCCAUUCCCAGGAAUCCAAAUUUAUAGUUGUAAAUAGAAUUUAA